ACAAGAAGUCAUGCGGUUGGCUGGGGAUGAUCAAAAGGCAGUGGGGACAACAUGUGGGUUGUUCAACGAAGAUGUUUCAGGAGUACAGGAGGAAAGAUUUCGUGUUGACCGACGAAAGCUGGAACAAAUGCUUCAAGGGGGAGCACCUGAUGGUGGACCGAGAACUGCGGAAGAUUUUUUUCGAAAAAUUAUGGAGGAAACGGAUACCCAAAUAUCAUGGCCCUCCAAACUGAAAAUAGGCGCAAAAUCCAAAAAAGAUCCACACAUUAAAAUAUGUGGACGACCAGAAGCAGUGUCAGGAGCUCGGGAAAAGAUUUUAGAAGUUUUGGACACAAAGCAGAAAAACAGAGUGACACUGAAGAUGGAUGUUUCAUAUACAGACCAUUCUCACAUUAUUGGAAAAGGAGGGAACAACAUCCAGCAGGUAAUGGAUGAAACUGGUUGUCACAUCCACUUUCCAGACUCAAACCGUACUAGCCUUGCAGAGAAGAGUAAUCAGGUGUCAAUAGCAGGGCAAGCUACAGAAGCAGAGAAAGCUCGCUGUAGGAUAAGAGAAUUGUUGCCUCUUGUGUUUUCCUUUCAACUACCAAGUACAGGUUUCCAAGCUCCACCAGAUCCUAGCUCCCAAACACUGCUGAUGCUACAACAAAAAUAUGGAUUCACAAUGUCUGUUCGGCAGUGGUCAUGUGGCAGCAACACCAUCAUCGUAAUUCGAGGAUGUCGUAAGGACUUCCACCGCAUUAGACAAGGAGUUUCAGAGCUUAUGGAAUACCUAACUGGAAAUAACAUGCCUGGGCUUCCAGUCACACUCAGCUUGGAGAUUUCUCCUCAGCACCACAGCUUCGUAAUGGGCCGGAAUGGUUACAACAUUCGUUUGAUAAUUCAGCACAGUGGAGCAGCUAUUGCCUUUCCUGAUGUCAAAGUCCCUACGUCUUCUGGUGGUGAAAGUCUGACAACAAUGCAACCUAACAAAUCUACAGUUACCAUUACAGGACAACUUGAUUGUGUUUAUUUGGCAUGGCAAGAAUUAAUGGGCUUUCUCCCAUUGGUUUUGAUGUUUGAUUUGAAAGAUGGCCAAGAUGUAGAACCAGUUGUAAUUCAUAGCUUGAUGGAACAGCUCAAAGUUAAUAUAACACUGAGACCUAAGCCUAAACAAAAUGGCAAGUCUGUCACUGUUAGAGGAGCAGAGAGGGACUCCAGAGCUCUUUUUGAAGUUAGAAGACAGCUUCUUGGAUUAGAUAGAUCAGAUGUUCCUCUCUGCUGUGAGAAACAUGCUUUCUCUCUGUUCCUUUCAUCCAUGUCUAUGAAUGGAGGAAAUUCACCACAAGAUCAGCUUGUCCGAGAACUGAGCAAGAUAACUGGUUCUAUAGGUGAUGGAAUUCCAGCAACAGCUAACCCAGCCAAUUCAGUUUUUCUGUUGAACAACCUUCAGACCAGCUCUCAUCUUCCACUGAACUCCCUUCCGUUUACUCCAGCCAACUCUCUACAAAACCCUCAUUUCAGUACAUUCUUGUCUUUGUUUACUCAGUUUCUGCAGAGUACCAAUACACCUGCCAUAUCCUAUAAUCAUCUGUUACCUGUCAGUUCCCAGAAUUACUCUAACUCCAUUGAUGUGAACAAACGUAACAACUGGCCUGUCUAUGGAGGAAAUUAUUUUGAUCCAAGAACAUCAUCCUCUGUGGAGAGAGGUUUUUCUGGGAGCAGCAGAAGCAGUAGUAUAUCUAGUCCAAGCAUCAGUCCAAGACAGAGUCCGGUUCACUCUAUUUGCCUAGACCCUUCCAUUCAACAUGGGUUUUCAGAUGACAAAAAUACUUUAAAUUCUGAUGAAGCUAAGCCAUAUGGCUGGGAAAAACAGCCAAGCUUUCCAGUUACAACUGUUGGACCACGACCUAUUGCUGGAAGAGGACUGUCCGUGGACAAGGAAGAUACUCUAGGAUUAGCUGGGCUAUCAAUGUCAGUUGCAGCUGGUGGACCAUCUUUGUCAAGAACUAUGUCCACAUCAUCUUUAGCAAGUGGCUCAUUAGAUCAGUGUAGAGAAAAUACAAAUCGAUGUGAUCUCAGAACUGUUGGAUGCGAGAGGGCAUUUAAGCAUGCAUUCCCAUUUGACUAUGAAGAAGGGAAGUUUCAAGCUACAAGAGCUAUGCAGAGACCGGUAAGUGCUCAAGCCAGAGUUCCAACAAGUGUUUGGGCCGGACAAGGUUUCUCUAAAUCCACUCCAGAGUAUCUUUUCAGAGACAAAUUAAGAGAAUGCCGUAACAGAGAUGUUUUUGAAGCACUGAAGGAGGAACAUUAUGAUUUAAGUUCAGAGUGGGGAUUUUCCCAAAGAGACCAAACAGACAUGCAGAACUUCAAGCCAGUAGAUCAACAUUCUCACUUUCAAAAUGGAGAUGGUCCUUUCUGCAACAGUAAUUAUUUUGAUAGUGUGUACCCCAAAGUGCCAGCUGCAAUGUUGAGAGAGGUGAUUGACUUGCCAGAACUAUUUCGGAAACUGGGACUGAUGAAGUACACUGAUGUAUUUAUACAAAAUGAGAUUGACCUAGGAAUAUUCCUGACACUCACAGACAAAGAUCUCCAGAAAUUAGGAAUUCCUUACAGUCCAAAGCUGAAAAUGCUCAAUGCCAUAUCAGAGCUUACCAGUCAGCCCACAAUGACAGCUAGAGGAAAAAUAAAGGGAUUUUCUGCAGCACCUGGAGCAGAAUGGCAUUCUCUAUUGUCAAGACUUGACCGGGAGAGACCUUCUUCAAAAUUUGUGGAUUUACAGUGGUGAUAAAGGUUAUUGAAGAUAUAUUUUAAUAGCUUUUUGUUUUCCCAAAAACUGAACAGUCUCUAAUCAAUAUAAACUAUUAUGAAAGUUAGCUUUAAAGUUGAUGUGCUUUUUUUAUUUUGUAUGUUUUGUUUUCUAAAAUUACAUGUAAUUAGAAAGUAUGAAAUUAUUUUUGUUUUAGUAAGUUAAAGAUUAUUUUCUGAUAUUUCCAAAGUUUUGAAAACUUCUGGUAGUGCAGCUAAAAGUAUUUUUUUUUUAAUACACUUGUAGAUGCAUAGGUUGACACUUGCCUCCCACCAUAUUUUAACAUUUUCACACUUCAUAAACUUAAGAUUCUAUUAUAAAUACUAACAAGAGGUGUUACGUUUGCUGUAGUAUACUAUGUUUAUUAUCAUUGGCAAGUAUGAUACUUCUAGACAUAAUCCUAAUUUAAGAGUGGAAGUUCUUACUUAAUAAAUGACUGAGAAUUUUUAUCAUGGUACAAUAUUUUUCACUUUAAACAGUUAACAUGGGGAAAGGAAAAAUAUUUUAUGUAUUUACAUAGUAAUUUUGUUUAAUAACUUUGUAAUGUUAAGGGAACAAGGGACUGUAAGGAAAGCAUCAGUAAUUCCUGUUUUCACUAAAAAAUGUUUAUUUAGAGACUUAUGACAGGCAGAAAAAAAAUAACAAAAAUUCAGCUUUUUCUGUGUAAUGCAUAGUAGAUUCCUCCCUAGGAUUUAGAGUAAACCCUGUUUUGGACAAGUGACCUUUCCAUUCUCUCUAAUUUGUUUUAUCCAUAGGAGCAGUCAGGUUAAGCAGUUUUGUUUUAUACAAGAAGAUUUAAAGAUAGACAAACAUAACAAUGCUCCUUGUAUUUUUUUUUCACAGCUGUGUAUAAAUGGUCUGUAUUAUUUGCUACUGAUAUAUUCUACUUUUAGGGCUAGCUAUGUACAUAUUGUAACUUUGUGCCAUGUAAUAAGGAUUAUCCUCCCAAGCCAAAGAUGUUUGACUUGUGAUACAUAUUUGCAAACGUAUCUUUACAAAUUAAGUAGUGCAAUCCAAUUGAAAGUGCUUUAUGUAAUGUAGUUUUCUUAGUUCCUAGGUUAGGUUGUAAACUAUGAUAAGUGCCAAAGUUUUUAAGAGUUGAAAUUAGUUUGUUUUUGUCAAGAUAAAAAAAAAUUAUAUAUACAUAUUUAGUAGAAAGAAAGGUUUUAAAAAAAGUUCACUUAUUGUACUUUAAGUGUUCUGAUAUAUACUGGUAAAUUAAUAGUUUGCAAGUUUUGAAAACGUUAAUUUUUUAAUGUAUAAAAUUGUGAAAAAUGAAAACUAAAGUAAGCAUUAUAGUACUAUAAGUACUAUCUGUAUUCAGUAGCAUUAUUUCUGAAUACUUUGAGGUAGGGAGGGGAAAGUUUUCAUUGCCUUUAAUUUUUGUGCCAGUGCAUGAUUUGCAGUCACAAUGUCAGUAUUUUUUGAAAUUUUGAAAUGCCAUGGGACUGCAAAAAUUCCUAGUCUGGUAACAAUGUACUCAAAAAAAAAAAAAUUUCUUUUUUUUA
Limulus polyphemus (Atlantic horseshoe crab) is the source of this 4296-nucleotide messenger RNA. Its product is annotated as protein bicaudal C homolog 1-B-like. The record is from RefSeq and is a predicted model, not a curated record. Bases 11 to 2767 code for a protein of 918 amino acids. The transcript is spliced from 20 exons. Gene Ontology annotation, molecular function: RNA binding; protein binding. NCBI's taxonomy places the organism in Eukaryota, Metazoa, Arthropoda, Merostomata, Xiphosura, Limulidae. Gene Ontology annotation, cellular component: cytoplasm.